UUUUUGAGAAAUAUCUCCAUACCAUAAUUGUACAACGCAAUUGACGUCCACUAUCAAGAUGCCUCCAGCCUUGAGUCCAAUCAUGAGUAUAAAAUCCUUGGUCUUCCCGUGGCGAAAGGGAAGAAACGCUUCUACUCUUCAUUUCACACUCGAGAAUCGACCGCAUGAGAAACAGUUUUAACCAUGACUUCUCAAUCCCGUCUUUUCAAGCCCCUCAAGAUAGGCGAUAUGGAGAUCCAACAUCGCAUUGGGAUGGCUCCACUUACGCGCCUUCGUGCAAGCCAUGAUCGAGUACCGACAUCAAUGAUGAAGGAGUACUACAGUCAACGAUCUGCAGUGCCUGGCACCCUGAUUAUCACCGAGGGAACCUUCGUAUCCGCAAAGUGUGGAGGCUUCCCUUAUGCACCAGGAAUAUGGUGUGAAGACCAAAUUGCGGCUUGGAAGACAAUCACCGACGAAGUCCACCGCCGUGGAUGCUUCAUAUUCUGUCAGCUCUUCGCAAUGGGCCGUGCUGCGGAUGUCGAAGUAGCCCGACAAGAGGGCGUUCCUAUCGUGGCACCUAGUGCCAUCCCCAUUGAAGAAGGUGUCGCCGUACCUCAAGAGAUGACCAUCGAAGAGAUCAAGCAAACGGUUGGCGACUUCUUGCAAGCUUCAAAGAAUGCCAUUCGGGCGGGCUUUGACGGAGUUGAAAUCCAUGGUGCCAAUGGGUACCUUCUUGACCAAUUCAUUCAAGACGUCAGCAACAAACGUCAGGACGACUAUGGAGGCAACUUGGAAAACAGAUCUCGUCUUCUCGACGAAGUCAUCAAGGUUGUCGCUGGUGCCAUUGGUCCCAAGCGUGUUGGACUUCGUCUGAGCCCUUGGAGUACAUUCCAAGGGAUGAGGAUGGACGACCCAAUUCCGCAAUUUACGGACGUCAUCAAAAAAGCGAGUCAGUCGGACAUCGCAUAUCUCCAUCUCGUGGAGUCCCGUGUUUCCGGAGCUACGGACUCCGAUGCGCAAGAACGACUGGAUUUCGCAUACGAUCUUUGGACCGGCCCUCUUCUUGUAGCUGGUGGGUAUACACCAUUGGAGGCACAAACGCUUGUGGACGGGAAAUAUCCGAACAAUGAUAUUAUCGUCAUAUUUGGACGGCUUUUUAUAUCAAAUCCGGACCUCAUUUAUAGGGUGAAGGAGGGGCUGAAGCUCAACCCGUACAAGAGGGAGACGUUCUAUGUCGUUCAGUCGGCGGUAGGCUAUUUGGACUAUCCCUUGAGUGACACGUAUCUGCUGAAUAGACAGGAGGUUCCUCACUGA
Messenger RNA from Penicillium brasilianum, 1296 nucleotides. The record is from the annotation of a GenBank genome assembly. Lineage: Eukaryota; Fungi; Ascomycota; Eurotiomycetes; Eurotiales; Aspergillaceae.